AGCUUUAACACAAAUCAAAUAAAAAUAUAAAUAAGUUUUUAUUAAUUAAAGUGAAGAAAAUUAUUAGCUAUAAUAGUAGUUAAAAUGUGUAACAAUCGAAUGUCAAGUCAUUUAGAAGGAAGUAUUUUUGGAAGUGGAGUCCAAAAUAUCCAUAGACAGUAUUAUGGUCUUCAAAAUUUAAGUAAUCACUUUAAAAAUAAGGGAGUACAAACAGAUUAUAGAGAAAGCGAUUGUCAAACUUUACCAUGGGAGCCACCGUAUCAAAUUGCACCAGGGCACAAUCCAGAAGUAUUAAUGUUAAAACAUUUUAGAUGGGGUAUGGAAUUACCAGCUGGAAUGCAUGAAUUGGAAAUCAUUAAUAGAAUGAGAAAGAGAAGAGCAUGGGAAAGAAUACUUCCACCAAUGGAUACCCUUGCUAAUAUUAAAAUACGUUCUGCAUUAAUAGCUGAUCUCGAAAAUGACGAAUGGGCUUUCCGAGAAGCUGAAAUACAAUUUUUAAUGAAUUUACGAAUGGCACUUGAAGAUACAUCGAUGCAACAUAAAGCCAAUAAAAAAAAUAAACAAACUGAAAAUAGGCUUAAAAAACUUAAUGAAAGCCUUAAUAAACGUAAACAACAAGAAAUGGAUAGUAUUAGAAAUACUUUUACACGAGAGUUACGUAAACUCGCAACGAAACAUAGAAGCAUUAGGACUGGCCAAGAAAAAUCAAGCAUUAUCAAGCUUCAUGCUGAAAGGAAUUUAAAUUUCUACAAUCCAAAACUACGUCGUGGUUAUGCGGCCGAAUAUUAUUACGAUGAAAGUUUUUCCGAUAGUAAGUUUAUUGUAAAAAUGCUAAAGUACAAUAUUUUAAACAAAUAUGUUAUUGAUAUGUAUUCUUAUAUGAAAUUUAACGAAGUUGAAAAGGAAGAAACAUCACUGGAUUGGUUUUUCGUCACAAGAGAACCGAAUUAUACUACUUCAAAAACCUUUAUACGAAUUUGUCCACGAGUAUCCAAAAGAAACAACAAGAAAUUGUUAGAAUUAUCUCAGAAUUUAGAAUCUAUCAAAACCAAAUUCGAAUUUUCAGAUACUUAUGCUUCAUUGAAACGCAAACAGCAAAUAAUGUUGCUGCCAGCAACACCUUAUCAAUUACCGCCUAAAAGAUUCGAAAAUGAGAUGGAUUUACCAUCAAGUUUCCUUCGAAAACUUUUAAACGGGCGAGCUGAGCAAUGCAUGUUUAAAGACUUAAUUAAAGAUUUACAAUCAGUUCAAAUAUUGGAAAAUUCGAAUAAUUUAUCGAAUGAAACAAUUCGUUUGAAACUAAAGCAGUUGGAAAAAAAUUGUAAUGAAAUACUACAGGCAAUUGACGGAAAAACAAUUGUAAAUGUACUCAUUUUUUUGAACAACGAAUUAACAACACUUUAUAAGGAGACGGCUUAUGUAUCGUUUUUGUAUAAGGAGAAAGCUCAGACUCAAGAGCAAUUUGAAUUACAGAGAUUUAGAGCAGCUCAAGCAUCAGUAAAGAAAUGUAUGUCUAUACCUGCAAAUUAUGUAGAUAGAAAGUAA
Molecule: messenger RNA, 1545 nt
Organism: Ceratosolen solmsi marchali
Lineage: Eukaryota; Metazoa; Arthropoda; Insecta; Hymenoptera; Agaonidae
Product: protein MAATS1
Exons: 6
Coding region: 85-1545 (486 amino acids)
Source: RefSeq, a predicted model, not a curated record